This is a messenger RNA of Lichtheimia ornata, 1314 nucleotides long. RefSeq lists its product as uncharacterized. NCBI's taxonomy places the organism in Eukaryota, Fungi, Mucoromycota, Mucoromycetes, Mucorales, Lichtheimiaceae. Gene Ontology annotation, molecular function: protein binding. The coding region runs from base 1 to 1314 and encodes 437 amino acids. Gene Ontology annotation, cellular component: nucleolus; preribosome, large subunit precursor. The transcript has 6 exons. Gene Ontology annotation, biological process: ribosomal large subunit biogenesis. The record is from RefSeq and is a predicted model, not a curated record.
AUGCAGAUCUACACCGGUGACGAGAGCGGCUUGGUGAAAUCCAUUGUCUUCCCCAGCAAACAUGCAGUGGAACAAGCACAAGCUCUCCUACAACAACAACGACAAAAGAAAAAGGCCAAAAAGGAUCAGGACACCAAUGAACCUCAGAUUCCAACACCCACUGUACAAAAGUUUGGUCGUGUCGAUAAGAAUGCAGCAGUACAACACCUUUGUUGGGGUGUCAUUGACGGCAAGCGUCAUCUUGUUGUGGCUCGCAAGAAUGGAAAAGUGCAUUUCAUGUGUCCCGAGACAGGUGCUGUUGUACGUGAAUAUGUGGAUGAAAACGUGGGUGUCGACAAGGGCACAUUCAUUGGUCUCUUUGCCAACGACACGUACCUGAUCACUGGUACAUCCACUGGACAUAUCGCAUAUACUCGUUUGGACGAUUACAACAACGACUCAGGCAGCAACAACACUACCACUUGCAUCACAACCGCUCCUGGUGCGGAUCUCUGCAUUAUGCGUGUCCAUCCAUCUCAUCCUCAUUUGUUUGCUACGGGUGGCAAGGAAAAUGAUCUCAAACUUUUCGAUGCCAACAUCAUCAUGCAAGAGGACGAUCAAGACGAGAACGAGGAGGAAGAAGAGAAGGAAGAGGAUGAAAAGAAGAAGAAAAAGACACGAUACCAAAAGGCAAAGGCACAAGCAAAGGGGUUGGUGUUUAUGGCCAAGAACGUUCCCAAUGACAUGUUGGAUUUACGAGUGCCUGUAUGGAUUCAGGACUUGCAAUUCUUGAAUGAGGAAGGUACACGCAUUGCAACAGCUACGCAUUAUCAUCAAAUUCGUGUAUACGACAUUAAAGCACAACGACGACCUAUUCACGAUCAUGAUGUUGGAGGCAAAGUACCUUUGACAAGUCUCUCUAUCGGCAAAAAUUACCAGCAAUUGAUUUUCACGGAUACCAUGAACACUGUACGUGUUAUUGAUGUGGAGACAGGACGCACACUUGGACAAUACAAGGGUUUGACUGGUAGUGGUACAGCCGUUGCCAUGGCACCUGCAGCCAAGUUUUCCGAGUCAGCGCCUGAAGAUGCAUACCUUGUCACUGUAUCACUGGAUCGAUUUGCACGGGUGCAUGAAACCAAGACCACUUUCCGCAAGGUGGAGCACAAGGUGUAUCUCAAGCAGCGUAUGACGUGUCUGUUAGUGGAUGAUGAAUUCCAGCAUGAGGAAGAGCAACAACAAGAAGCUGAUGAUGAGGAAGAUGAAGAGGAUCAAGCCAUGUGGGAAGCAAUGGAAACGGUUGAUGAUAACAAGAAGCGGAAACAUCGUGCAUAG